This is a messenger RNA of Cornus florida, 2444 nucleotides long. RefSeq names its product glutamate receptor 2.9-like. Gene Ontology annotation, molecular function: glutamate-gated receptor activity. NCBI's taxonomy places the organism in Eukaryota, Viridiplantae, Streptophyta, Magnoliopsida, Cornales, Cornaceae. The transcript has 4 exons. Bases 6 to 2432 code for a protein of 808 amino acids. Gene Ontology annotation, cellular component: plasma membrane. The record is from RefSeq and is a predicted model, not a curated record.
AUAACAUGACUUUCCAACUUCUCAUCUCCAACUUUAAUAUUGCUAAUUUUAAACCCAUUUUUUUGUUAUUCCAUGUAUUCAUCUCCUUCCUUCUCAUUCUCUCUCAUGGGUCCAUUGCUGAAGCUGACAAAGUAACUCUACAUAUCGGUGCCAUCAUUGAUGUUGAUUCUCGUAUCGGCAAAGAACAAAAAAUAGCCAUGAAUAUAGCUCUGCAGAACUUCAACAAGAAGUCCAAGUUUCACAAGUUAUCUCUUCAUCUCCGAAAUUCUGGCAGUGACCCCAUCCGAUCAGCCUAUGCUGCUGAAGAGCUGAUCAAGGAGAAGAAAGUCCAAGUGAUUAUCGGCAUGGAGACAUGGGAGGAAGCGGCUUUAGUGGCAGACAUUGGAACCCGAACUCAAGUCCCAGUUCUUUCAUUUGCAGCUGCUGCUAUUACAUCCGAAUUGGUGCGGCUUCGAUGGCCUUUCUUGGUGCAAAUGGUUACCAAUGGCUCCGAACAAAUAAAUUGCAUUGCAGAUAUUGUUCAAUCUUUCAAAUGGCAGAGUGUUGUAGCUGUCUAUGAAGAAGACAUCCAUGGUGGUGAUUCCGGGAAGUUAACCAUGUUAUCCAAGGCCCUUAAAAAGGUUGGGUCUACGGAUAUAGACUAUCAUCUUGUCCUUCCACCAUUUUCUAAUCUAUCUGAACCUGAUCAGGAAUAUUUUGUUAAUAAAGAGCUGUCUAAGUUAGAAAGCAGCACAAAAUCUAGGGUGUUUAUUUUUCUUCAGUCAUCACUACCGCUGACAAAUAUUUUGUUCAAAAUAGCGAAGAAGAAGGGAUUUAUGCGAAAAGACUCGGUGUGGAUAAUUGCAGACACCACUGCAAGCCGUCUGAAUUAUGUCAGCCCUCCUGUUGAAGGUGCUCUCGUAAUCAAGCCGUACUGCUGUGAAGAUACUACUUCUUUCCGAGACUUUCAUUACCAGUUUUGGCAAAGUUUCCGAGUAGAUUAUCCUGGGGAAGAUAACACUGAGCCGGGAAUUCAUGCACUACGAGCUUAUGAUAGCAUUAUGACUAUUGCAAAGGCGAUGGUGAAAGCAGCUGGUAAAAUGAAUUCCUCAAAAAUGUUGGAUAGUAUUUUAUCAAGCAGCUUCUCUGGCUUAACUGGUGAUCAAGUGCGUUUUGAAGAGGGAAUACUAUCAAGUUCCCCAAAAUUCAGUAUAUUGAACAUUGCCGAUCAUGAAUACAAAAACCUUGGCUUUUGGUCAUCAGAGUUUGGUUUCUCGGAUAGCCCUAGUACCAAAAAUAUUGGAGGAAGUACUGAAACAAUUGAUAAUGGAGGUGGUAAUAAUAUGAAAGAGUUGGCUGGUUUCAAGGAGGUGAUAUGGCCUGGGAAUCCAGAGAGAAUCCCAGGAGGAUGGGCACCCAUGAAAAUUGCAGUUCCUGGUAGAGUCUCUUUUAAGAAGUUCCUCAAUGCAGAACGGAAUGAGAACACGGAUGAGAAGUACUUUACUGGUUUUAGUAUCAGUCUUUAUAAGGAGGUGCAAACAAUUUUGAAGCAACGUUAUAACAUUCAUCUGCCAUCUCCCAAUGAAUUUCAAGAGUACGAUGGCAGCUACAAUGAUUUGGUUGAAUCUGUUCGUAACAAGACUUUUGAUGCUGCUGUUGGUGACAUAACGAUAAUAGCAAAGCGUUGGAGCCUAGUGGAAUUUACUGAACCAUUUAUGGAGUCAGGUUUGUCGAUGGUAGUUCCAGUGAAGCCUGAAGCUUCGAAAGCAUGGUUGUUUCUGAAGCCCUUCACCAUGGAAAUGUGGGUGGCUACGGGGAUCAUCUUCAUCUACACAAUGCUCGUAGUUUGGUUCUUGGAGCAACGUUCCAACCCAGAAUUUAGUGGCCCAUGGAAGGAACAGCUUGGCAAUGUGCUUUGGUUCACCUUCUCUACUCUAUUCUUUAAAAGUAUUUAUACACAGAUACACCUUCUUCUUUUUUUUCAUUUUGAAGGGGAGAAGAUUCAAAGCAACUACACUCGAUCCGUGAUUGUGGUGUGGCUUUUUGUGGUGUUGGUCUUAACACAUAGCUACACUGCCAGCCUCACUUCAAUGCUCACCUUUUCAAGACUCCGGCCAACUGUGACAGAUAUCGAGUGGCUACAGAGGACAAAUGUAAGAGUGGGGUGUGCAUGCUAUGGUCGUACAUUUGUUCGAAAUUACUUGGAGCAUGUGUAUAAAUUUAAACCAGAGAACAUCAUCCACAUCAGAAACCAAAGCGAGUACCUGAGGGCAUUCGAGAAUGGCAAUAUUUCAGCAGCAUUUCUUGAAGUCCCGUAUGCCAAAGUUUUUGUCAACCAAUACUGCAAUCGGUACGAGUACGGAUCAUUCACCAGCAGAUUUGGAGGAUUCGGCUUCGUGAGUAGUGGAUGGAACUCUUUGCACUCUUUUCAUUCUCUAUUAUCACAUAGUUAACUGCGACACUAA